Messenger RNA from Lontra canadensis (Northern American river otter), 4830 nucleotides. It is a transcript of the gene BEND7, whose product is annotated as BEN domain containing 7. The record is from RefSeq and is a predicted model, not a curated record. Gene Ontology annotation, molecular function: DNA binding. The transcript is spliced from 8 exons. The coding region runs from base 85 to 1215 and encodes 376 amino acids. NCBI's taxonomy places the organism in Eukaryota, Metazoa, Chordata, Mammalia, Carnivora, Mustelidae.
GAGGUAUAUAAGAUCUCAGAAUUCAGCAACGAUGUUAAUGGGGAGGCUAAAGAAACACAACCCAUUUAUUUAGGAGAUGAAAGCAUGGAAAUUAAAAAACAAAUCACAGGAAUGAGAAGAUUACUGAAUGAUAGCACUGGGAGGAUCUAUCAACGUGUAGGCAAAGAAGGAGAAAAAUUAAAAGAAGAGCCCCAGGAUUUGGAUGCAGUCUGGCCUCCACGUUUGAACUCCUCUGCUGAGGCCCCACAGAGCCUCCACCCUCCUUCACGUGGUGCAUGGAAUGAGUUACCACCCCCCAGCGGGCAGUUCUCAGGGCAGUAUGGCACACGCUCUAGAACCUUCCAGAGUCAGCCCCACACCACUGGAAGCUCCAACGGAGAACUUCCGGCCAUGAAUUCGUCCAUUGGAUCAAACUGCUGUACUUGCAAUUGCCAGUCGACGUUGCAGGCCAUCCUCCAAGAACUCAGGACCAUGCGGAAAUUAAUGCAAAUUCAAGCAGUUGGAACCCAAAACAGACAACAACCCCCAAUUUCCCUUAUAUGCUCCCAGCGAACUGCUGUCAAUCGCAAGAGAAAUAAAAAGAAAAAAGUGCCCCCAAAGACCGUUGAACCUCUGACCGUGAGGCAGAAGCCUGGCAUGUUAGAAAUGGAGAAGAAGACAGCCGGGGCAUCCGAGCAGCCUGGCUCCCAGACUGCCGAGCCCCCCUCGGCCGGGGAGAACCGCGUGCUGGGAUUCGGCAUUGUCCUGGAGUCGCCUGCCUCAGAUCCAGAAGUGCAACUUGCUGAAGGCUUUGAUGUGUUCAUGCCUAAAUCACAGCUGGACUCUAUAUUGUCAAACUACACUCGCUCAGGAAGCCUUCUGUUUAGAAAGCUGGUGUGUGCAUUUUUUGAUGACAAGACUUUGGCUAACUCCUUACCCAAUGGGAAGAGGAAAAGAGGACUCAAUGACAACCGGAAAGGACUAGACCAAAAUAUUGUGGGUGCAAUCAAAGUCUUCACAGAAAAAUACUGUACGGCUAACCACGUGGAUAAACUUCCUGGCCCGAGAGACUGGGUACAGAUUCUGCAGGAUCAAAUCAAACUGGCCAGAAGAAGGUUAAAAAGAGGCUCAGCAGAGGUAGCUGACGGUGAUGAAAGACUGGACAGCAUUUCCCUACCACCAACAGAUGGAGGCAGAGAGAUGUUUCAGAUGAGGAAAUUGAACCCGGGAUGGUAGAAACACCUCACGGAACUGAAAAGAAUUUCAAGGAAUCUGAGAAAGAAGGAACGUUAGAGAUCAUCUAGUCCCCUCCCUUCUUUUUAUCCAGUCCUUUUAUUUUACAGGUAAAAAAGCCUGAGGCCCAGAAACACUAAAUGACUCUGUCAAGGUCUCCCAGCUGGUUGGUGGCCCGGCUGGACCCCCGGCCUCUCGACUUCCAGCCCUUACACCGCGUAGCUUUCUUAUACCUAAGCCAAAGCCAGCUUUUCUCUGCAUGUUUCCUAACGAUCUUAAGAGUCACUGGAUGUGCUAAUCCCUUUAGGAUUCCAUUCCACUGUCUGUCUUCACAGUUAGAAUGUCCGUUGUAAGCCUACCUGAAGUCCUCUGCCUUGAAACUCACUUACUGGAGUUCUUUCUCGAACCUUGCCCGAGGUGGUGAGGUCCUGACGGACACAGAGGACUAGGUCAGGUCUUUCACUAGUCUAUUGACGUUUGCUACAGGUUACUGAGCAGCAUGAUAAAUAAUACCGUUUAUCAAUUUAGAAAAGGGGAAACAAAGUCACGGAUUGGUGCUCAAAUGUCACAGUAUUGGAAAUAGAUCAUCUUGGUUAGACUAGUGUGUCUCCAUCGACUCAGCCCUGUUAGGUUCUGGGAACAAACGCCCGCCCUCGGGGAAGCCUGGUCCCAUGUGAGGCAGGCGGGGGGGCGCGGGGUGGGCAGUGCGCUCUGAGAACCCGGAGAAACCACCCAGUACUGGGGAACACGCUGUGUUGGGGAGAAAAAAAAAACUACAGAGAAAGUAAAAUCAAAACAGUGCUUUCUAAAAUUGACAAAGAAGGCUUCUUAAUUUGAAAGAGGAGAGAGCAGAGCUCACCUGGGCCUAGCAAUUUUUGUCAAAAAUUGGCCAUUUUUUACAUACUUCUAAACACUUAACAGAAGUAAAGGAAGAAAAUUUAAAUUAGUUUUACCACUCAGAGACAGCCAUUAAUGGGUAUUUUUCCCCCAGACUUUUUUAUUUACUCAUUGGACACCCAACUACAUAACAUUUUUGUUUCCUGAGAGUUUUUCUCCCUUUUUUUUUUAACCUAACAAACAUUGCCCCUUUUCACAAAUAUUCGCACACAUUAUUUUAAUAGCUGCAUCAUGUUCUCUCUUACAGGUAAACCCUAUUUUAUUUAGCCCUAUUCUUAUCCUGAACACUAUGUGGACAUGCUCUAAUAGUGACACAGUGUCAUGAACUUUCCUGUAAAAAUAAUCAGUACAAAUAUCCAGGGGCUAAAAUGGCUCACAACUAAAGCCUUGGCUGAAAAAUCAGUGAUUUAAAUGUGAAGCCAAUACUUCACCAGUGAGGUUCUCCAGCCACCCAGCCUCCUUGCCUCUUGCCCAGUCAUAGAAAAGUGUGUGACUCCCCUUUAGAGAAGCGGCCCCCCUUCAUUGUCUUGUCUCUGUUGUAGGUCAUAUAUUUGACACCAGGAGAGAAAACACGGAAGACACAGAGCCAGAUUUCACUGCCUAGACUUUCCUUUUAGUGACACUGUUCAUUAGCACACGUAACUGUUCCGUUGAAUUCCUUCAAAGAUCCACGUAGCAUUUCAGGUUCCUGCAAAGUGUGGGCGUUCUGUGAAGUUUUCCCGUCAUAUCUGAAUAGUUGUCAUAUUCUUUGUCGUGUGUGAUAAUCAAGCCUCCAAUUUGGUGUUAAGAUUUUUAGAAAUCAUUUUGAGAGUUAACUCAUUCCUUUCAAAAGUCUGGCGUCAGACCAGUGAGUUCAUUGUUCAUUAAAAAGCAGCAGUUCUCUCUCGUUUUUUUUUUUCAUAAGCUCAAUGUGAAUAUAUGGAGUUUUGAAGCGUAUUUAUUUUAAUGUGCACUGCUUAGAUGCAGAAUAAAGGAAAACAGCUCUUUCCAGCCUUGGGGAGCAGUUGGGAAGGCCAACAUUAAUUAGGCCUUCAGCGGCUUCGAAGAUGAAAAAGUUGUUUUUGGGGGACAGGAGAGCUCUGACCUAGUAGAUGAAAUCAUUUGUGACAUCAUUUCCUCCAAAGAUAGCCAUUUGUUGCUGAGUAAGUGCAAAUGAUCUAGGAACUCCAAGGAAAGAAAGACAUUUCACAAAGAUUGUAUCAACACAGUGACAAAAUAACUAAAAGGCCAGGAACUCAAAGUAACCAGUGACCCACAUGAUACCCGACAACUGUUUUCACAGAGGAUUUUAAACUGCAGGGUCCAGGGUUUUGGACAACCAGCCACAAAGGGACUUAAUACUUUAUUUGGCUCUUAGGACGCUCGCCCUCUGCUUCGUAUGAAACCAACUUAUGAAAAUAAGGGUUUACACUGAAGAGAUAUCUUGCCAUGUGGGUAUUUGUUUUACAGAAAUAUUUACCUCCACAUCCCUUCUCCAAAAAGAUGGUGAAUUUAAAAAAUACCGUUUUACUUAGAAACAUUGCACAUAGAUCUCAUUCACUGUAUAAUUAAAUUACCAUAAAGUCUUUGGCACUUGACCCAAAAGCCAAAAAUCGGCCAGAAAGAAAUUGGGUCUGUAGCCGGGCCGAGCCAGAGAGGGAGAGAAUGGCUGUCAUUUCCCUAGCAUUUGUUUUAUGAGUCAUAGAGCAUUAGAGCUCCGAGUUCUUGUAGAGCCGCCCUGUCCAGGGGACAUGUGCCGUAACACACCAAGCCGCUCCCCCUGAGCUCGGGGGCAAUGCGGAGUGCCACCAAAGACCAGCUCAUCAGCCAAAGAUGAGAGCUAGGAGGCGUCGCUGAAAUGUGACAAAGCUGGUCGCAGGCGUGGCUUGCAGAAUCCACCUCACUGCUGGAGAGCUCCAUCUCUUAUCCGUGUGUCUUUUGUCUUAUUUCUGAAGUUACAAGGAAGGUUCAGAGAAACGGUUUCCGUCACGUCCUGUAGUUAUUAGCCUUUUACAUUUCUAGGCCAGUUAGGAAUCCCUUCCCUGAAACUGGUCCCACUGGUCAUCAAGUGGCCUGAUGAAGUUCUGCAUUCAGGGCUUUUGUUUUUCCACAACGUGUGUUUUAAAAUUUGUCUUUUGCCCCUCAGCAGGAGAUAUUCCUCAAGGGAAUUGAAAAGAUUAAUUAGUGACCUUUCAACUCUAUUACAGUGAGAUGAGUGUGUUGCUAAUAAAGGUAGAAACAUUUACCUUACCACUGUGGGAUCUGUUAAAUAUGCGUCACAAACCUUCGAAAGCACUUCCUUCCAAGACUGGGUGACAGCUUGGAUUUUUCAAUACUUGAGGGGAGGGUACUGCUCAACUCACAAGUAUGUGCAAUGCAUCCACAAAUUGGAAAUACAUAUCACAAAACUGCAACAGUAAAAUCAUAUUUUGUACAUUAAAAUUGUAUUUGUGUUUACUUACUGUGACUACUGUUCAGACUUUAUUCAGAAAUCCUUUUUAUAGGCUUUCUUAGUAAAAAAAAAAAAUUCCAUUAUCUAUGGAUGAUGUCUCAAUCUUCUGUAUAUAUGUUUUAUUAAUAUGUAAAUAUUUAGAUUUUUUAAAAUUACUAUGUUCUUUAAAAAGAAUUUCAACACAAGGCUAGUUGUGAAAUGGUGAAUAACAUUGUGUUGUGAUAUCAAUUCCCAAGAUGCUCUUUAUGUCCGUUCCAGAAGAAUACAAUAAAUUACUUUAAUUGAAAAUG